This is a messenger RNA of Grosmannia clavigera kw1407, 2799 nucleotides long. Its product is annotated as pheromone processing endoprotease kex2. Gene Ontology annotation, cellular component: trans-Golgi network; Golgi membrane. NCBI's taxonomy places the organism in Eukaryota, Fungi, Ascomycota, Sordariomycetes, Ophiostomatales, Ophiostomataceae. Bases 1 to 2799 code for a protein of 932 amino acids. Gene Ontology annotation, biological process: protein processing. Gene Ontology annotation, molecular function: serine-type endopeptidase activity. The transcript is spliced from 2 exons. The record is from RefSeq and is a predicted model, not a curated record.
AUGAAGCCCUUGUCCGCCUUUCUUGGUCUUGCAGGCCUAGCUGUUGCCGUGGCAGCGUCUUCCGUCCGUCGUGACUACGAGCAGAACGACUACUACGUUCUGCACCUCGACGGUGAGACCGUGCCCGACCAGGUGGCGCUGCAGCUCGGACUCGUGCACGAAGGCCAGCUAGGCGAGCUGGCCGGCCACCACGUCUUCUCGGGCCACAAGAGCGGCGACGAUGUCGUCCGGCGCGAGUUGCAGCAGAGACGACGGCGGCGACGAUCCAUCAGCUCGCUCCUGAGCGGGCGCAGCCCCCUGGACGGCGUGCUGUUCGCGCAGAAGCAGCAGCUGCACCGACGGCUGGAAAAACGAGUGAUCCCGCCGAUGCCACCAUCCAUCCAAUCCAGACAGGGCGAGCGGCAGGCCGCACAGCCCGAGGCGGCAGCCGUGCAGAGACAAGCGCUGGUCGCCAGCACCCUGGAUAUCCAGGACCCCAUCUUCAAGGAGCAGUGGCAUCUGUUCAACACGCAGCAGGUCGGCCACGACGUCAACGUCACGGACGUGUGGCUGCAGGGCAUCACGGGCCACAACACGACCGUGUCGAUUGUCGACGACGGCCUGGAUAUGUACAGCGAUGACCUCAAGGACAACUACUAUGCCAAGGGCUCGUACGACUUCAACGAGCAGACAGCCGAGCCGCGGCCCCGGCUCUCGGACGACCGGCACGGCACGCGCUGCGCCGGUGAGGUGUCGGCGGUGCGCAACAACGUGUGUGGUGUCGGAGUUGCAUACGACUCGCGCAUUUCAGGCAUCCGCAUCCUCUCCAAGGCCAUCUCGGACGCCGAUGAGGCGGCCGCGCUCAACUACGACUACCAGAACAACGACAUCUACUCGUGCUCGUGGGGCCCGCCCGACGAUGGCCGCAGCAUGGACGCGCCCGGUGUUCUGAUUCGCCGCGCCAUGCUGAACGCCGUGCAGAACGGCCGCGGCGGCCUGGGCUCCAUCUACGUCUUUGCCAGCGGCAACGGCGCUGCGUCCGACGACAACUGCAACUUUGACGGCUACACCAACAGCAUCUACAGCAUCACAGUCGGUGCCGUCGACCGCAAGGGUGACCACCCGUUCUACUCGGAGAAGUGCUCGGCCAGCCUGGUGGUGACGUACUCGAGCGGUGGUGGUGAUGCGAUUCACACGACAGACGUUGGACAAAACGCCUGCUACAACGGCCAUGGCGGCACAUCGGCUGCCGCUCCAUUGGCAGCAGGCAUCUUUGCGCUGGCGCUGCAAAUCCGACCGGACCUGACGUGGCGCGAUAUGCAGUACCUCGUCCUGAUGACGGCGGUGCCGAUCAACCUCGACUCGGGCGACUGGCAGGACACGUUUAUCGGGCGCAAGUACAGCCACACGUUUGCGUACGGCAAGGUGGACUCGUACGCGCUCGUGGAGGCGGCCAAGACGUGGACCAACGUCAAGCCGCAGGCCUGGUUCUACUCGCCGUGGAUUCACGUGCACGAGGCGAUUCCGCAGGGCGACGUCGGCCUGACGGUCAGCCUCGAGAUCACAGAGGCGAUGCUGCAGGCGGCCAACUUUGCGCGAGUGGAGCACGUGACGGUGACGAUGAACAUUGACCAUACGCGACGCGGCGAUCUCAGCGUCGACCUGAUCAGCCCCAACAACGUGGUCAGCCACCUGUCGGUGACGCGCAAGCCGGACAACACUCCGCAGGGCUACGUGGACUGGACCUUUAUGAGCGUGGUGCACUGGGGCGAGACGGGCGUGGGCACGUGGACGGUCGUGGUCAAGGAUACGAUUGUGAACAACAAGAAUGGCACCUUUACCGACUUCCAUCUGAAGCUGUGGGGCGAGAGCAUUGACGGGUCCAAGGCGCAGCUGCUGCCGAUGCCGACGGAAGAGGACGACAACGACCACGACAUCACGGCGACGACAACGCUGGCUGCCUCGACCACGACGCUGCAGGCGACGAGCAGCAGCAGCACGUUUGCGGCGCCGACAGAGGCGGUGCCGACUGACCAGCCGGGCCGGCCGGUGAAGCCGACGGCAGAAACGUCCGGCAGCAGCAGCGCGACGACGACGACGACAGCCGGAUCGCCAGCAGAGGCGACAGGCGACAAGACUGAACACGAGUCGGAAGAGGAAUCGUCGUCGCCGACGCCCACCGGCAACACGACGUCGUGGAUGCCGGCCUUUAUGGCCAACAUGUCGACCAAGAAGCAGAUAUGGAUCUACGGGGCCAUGGGCCUGAUCGUGGCCUUUUGUCUGGGCCUUGGUGUGUAUCUCUUUCUGGCCCGCCGGCAACGGCUGCGCAACAGCCCGCGCGACAACUACGAGUUUGAGCUGCUCGACGAGGAGGAGGCCGAGGCGCUCAACGGCAGCAGCGGUGGCGGCGGGGAUGACGACCGUGCCGGUGGCCGCCUGCACGUCGAAAAGACCGCUGCCGGCAUCGUGGGCGGUCUUGUUGGUAGCCGCAAGAGCCGCCGGAAGGCGACGCGAGGCGGCGAGCUCUAUGAUGCCUUUGCUGACGGGUCGGACGAGGAAGACGACGACGGCGACGACGGCGACGACCGCCUCAGCCACCGCGAUGAGGCUCGCUAUGACGAGACCGGCUAUGCCAGCCGGCCGCAAGUGGGCUAUCGCGACGGCUCGGACGAGAAGCUGCAGCAGCCGCGAGAAGAUCGACAGACGGAUGCUGCGCGUCACGUGAUCGGGGAGGACUCGGAUGAGUCGCAGGAGGAGUCUGAAGACUCAGACGAUGAGACCGCAGCCGGUCACAGUCACGACCGGUCCCAGCUGCUGUGA